Molecule: messenger RNA, 1662 nt
Organism: Plasmodium relictum
Lineage: Eukaryota; Apicomplexa; Aconoidasida; Haemosporida; Plasmodiidae
Product: clp1-related protein, putative
Exons: 1
Coding region: 1-1662 (553 amino acids)
Biological process (GO): cleavage in ITS2 between 5.8S rRNA and LSU-rRNA of tricistronic rRNA transcript (SSU-rRNA, 5.8S rRNA, LSU-rRNA)
Cellular component (GO): nucleus
Molecular function (GO): polynucleotide 5'-hydroxyl-kinase activity
Source: RefSeq, a predicted model, not a curated record
AUGACUACUACAAACAAUACAAGGAUAUACAAUUUGAAAGCUUUUCGAGAAUUACGAAUUGUUACAUUAGAAAAAGCCACUAAAUUUGAUGAAAAAGAAGAAUGUAUAAAAAUUAGAAUUUUAUCUAAUACCAAUUUGAAUAAAAAUGAAAAGAAUACUUGUACAGCAGAAAUAUUUGGUAGAGAACUAAUAUUAGAUAAAGAUUACUAUUUUGGAUUUAAUGAAAAAUUUUCAAUUUAUACUUAUACUGGAUGUAUUAUUCAAAUAAAAGGAAAAACAUUACAAGAAUAUGAAAGUAAAAAUACUACAAUGAAGGAUUAUUUAUCUUUAUCAUAUAUUUUUGAUGCUUAUAGAAAGUUAGCGAAAAAAAAAAAAAAAGUUGGUCCUCGUAUAUUAAUUACUGGAAACAAUAAUUCAGGAAAAAGCUCUGUUUCUUUGUUACUAUGCAAUUAUGCAUUAAAGUCAGGAUUUAAACCAAUUUUUAUUGAAACUGAUACAAAAUGUAGUUGUGAUAAAAUAGAGUUAAAUAAUGGCCCUGGAAUUAUGAGCUGUUUUGUUUAUGAUAAUAUGAAUAUGAAAUACUCACUUGAUUUUUUUUUUGGUUAUUUAGAUAUUAAUGAAGAUAUAAAUUUAUAUUACCAUAUUAAUGAAUGUUUAAGUAGUUGUAUACAUUUAAUGUUGUUGAAUAAUUUAAAUUUUCAGUCAACCAAUUUUAAAAACAACACAGAACAAGAAAUAAUACAUUCAUCUGGAUUUAUUUUAAAUGUUCCUUCAGAAGCAGAUCACAAAAUUAUUGAAAAUUUAAUAGAAAUUUAUAAUAUUAAUAUUGUUGUUGUUAUCGACAAUUCUUUUCUUCAUUAUUCAUUGAAAGAACAUUACAACAAAAUUGAUGCAAAUAAUUCUGAAGGAGUAAAUUGUGGUAGCAUAUUAAAUAAUAACAAUAAUAAGGGUACUGAUUUUAAUAAUGAUGAUAACAAUUUAAAUAACCAUGAUAGUAAUCAUAAUGAUAAUAGUAAUAAUAAUAAUAAUAAUGUUGCAGAUAAUAAUAAUGAAAAAAUUAAAAAUAGCAACAACUAUAACAAUGUAAAUAAUAAUAAUAAUGAUAACAAUAAAAACAAAAAUAUUAAUAAUGAUAAAAUAAGAAAUGUUGAAAUUAUAGGAAUGCCUAAAUUUGAAGGAGUAAUCCCUUCUGAUAAUAAUCGACUAAGGUAUUGUAGAAAUUUAUGGUUUUAUAAUUAUUUUUCAAAAGAUAUAUAUGUUAAUGGUAAUGUAUAUAAAAAGAGUCAUAUAUUAAAUUUUAAAUAUAGUUCAACUAAUUUUGUAAAACUAGAUACCAACUCAGCCGUUCCCUUAUCUGCUUUACCAGCAGAUUGUAAAAAUAAGAAAAUAGAAAAUGUAUCAGUUAGUUUAUACAAUAGCAAUAUUAAAAAUUUAAUAAAUUGCAUUUUAGGUGUUUCUUAUUCUAAAGAUUUUCUUUAUGUUCAUCUUAUGAACAUAGCUGCUUUUGUUCAUGUGCAGAAUAUAAAAGAAAUUGAAAGUGAAGAAAAUGAAGAAAAUAAAAAUGAUUAUUUAAUUGAAAUUCUAUGCCCAGUUUCCAUAACAUCAAAUAAUAUUCCACCAUAUUUUAUAGUCCCUGGAAACAUUAAACAAAUUAAAUUUUAA